Messenger RNA from Ichthyophthirius multifiliis, 576 nucleotides. RefSeq names its product splicing factor 45, putative. Gene Ontology annotation, biological process: mRNA cis splicing, via spliceosome. The transcript has 5 exons. Lineage: Eukaryota; Ciliophora; Oligohymenophorea; Hymenostomatida. The record is from RefSeq and is a predicted model, not a curated record. Gene Ontology annotation, cellular component: precatalytic spliceosome. Gene Ontology annotation, molecular function: nucleic acid binding.
AUGGAUAUAGAAAUAGAUACUUCAGAUUUAUAUUCAAAAAAAUAAUCAUAAUUUGAAACGUCAGAAGAGAAAGCAUAUAAAUUAAUGGAAAAGUAAGGAUAUAGAUUAGGAUAAGGAUUAGGAAAAAUGUCUCAGGGAAUUAUUGCACCUAUUAUAGCUUAGAAAAUAAGUGACACUUCAGCAAUUAUAACAUAAAGUACUUAAGAUUUAUCAAGUUUAUUACCGCCAGAGGUUGUUAUGAAAAAAUUUUUAGAAUAAAAAAACUUAACUCCUACACAUGUAAUUUGUUUAAUAAAUAUGGUUUCGCCUUAUGAAAUCGAUGCUGAUUUAGAAUAAGAAAUUACUGAAGAAUGUUUUAAUUUUGGGAAAGUUAUUAAUUUAAAAAUCUAUGUUAUGGCUGCAUAAGAUUGUGAAGAUGCUGUAAGGAUAUUUGUAAAAUAUGAAUAUAUAAAUGAGUCUAUUGUUGCAUUUAUGAAUUUAGAUAAACGAAACUUUAACGGAAGAUAAGUUAUGGCUUAUUUUUAUAAUGAAGAUUUUUUUGAAGUUAAUAAUUUGUCUGAAAAAUUAAUCAAGUGA